This is a messenger RNA of Triticum dicoccoides, 2216 nucleotides long. RefSeq lists its product as uncharacterized. NCBI's taxonomy places the organism in Eukaryota, Viridiplantae, Streptophyta, Magnoliopsida, Poales, Poaceae. The record is from RefSeq and is a predicted model, not a curated record. The transcript has 8 exons. The coding region runs from base 232 to 1770 and encodes 512 amino acids.
UUUUUUUGGUCUGUUUUAUUUCUUCUUUGUUUGCAGGAUCUAUCUCGAGAUGAAGGAGAGUUCGACAAGGCUCUUUUGAAGUUCUAUCUCAAUCAAAAAGUAAAAUGCUUAAAGAGGAAACUAUCAUCUGCUUCUAGGAGGAAUGUGAGGCAGAAACGAUCUACUGAUUUCCCCACUUGUGCCACUUUCACUACAUAUUCUGGGAAGUUCUUCUCUGGUGUUGUUGCUGGAAUGUGUCCUAGGUAUCAGAAUGUCAUCCAGACAUACGGCAUGGGCUGUCUCUUAAACUUUGCUAGGACCGAGGUUCCCCUUAGGCUAGUGAAGUGGCUUGCUAGUAGGUUUGAUGUCCCUUCAUCUGAAUUCCAGUUCGAAAGGAAAUUUAUCCCAAUGACCAAGUAUGAUAUCCAUGAUAUCCUUGACCUCCCAGUAGAUGGUGAGCCACUUGUGUCUGAUCCUGAGUCUGGACGUGAUUUUAUCCUGUCUCACUUCAAUGUUUCUAGUAUUCCUCCUGUCUCUUUCUUCGCCAGCAAGCUUAAAUCCACCGAAGUCGAGUUGUCUGAUGAAGACAUUUUCAUUUGCUUCAUGAUUGUUGCGUUGUCCUCAUUCCUUUGUCCCAACUCUAGCCUCAGUCCUAGCCCAAAGUACCUGCAUAUUUUCAGGGAUUGUUCUUCUGUGUGCAACUAUGAUCUGUCCGGAUAUGUUUAUGAGUGGUUGUUGAGCAGCAUCAAAAAGUUCAAGAAUUCCACUAAAGUUGCUUCUAAAAGAUCAGUGACGUCUGGUGGUUGUCACUAUGCUUUUGCUGUUUGUUACCUUGACCAACUUAAUUUCGGUCUCCAUUCUGUCCCUGAUGUCAAGCCCCGGAUUCUAGCAUGGAGAGGUAACAAAGUUAAGCAAUUUUCAGAGCUUGACAGAAACAAUAGCCGCUCUUAUGGCAAGAGGCCUCUAAAGCGGUUGUUUGCUCCAGUUAAUCCACAUAAGUCUAUCGAGAAAUCUUCAGCAAGCAAAGAUGGUGAUGUUCCCCUUUGCAGUGACAUGCUUUUUGAAAUGAAUGUGCAGAAAUCCUUCGGUGCUCGUUUUGGGUUUGAGGCCGCUCAAGUAGUCAUAAACCUUGUUCAAUCUAGGAACAAAGACAAGCCCAAGCUAUUUGUACAAUGGUCACAGUCCCUUGUAAUUGACGUUCUAGAAUGCUUAUCACUCUCUACUCUAAAUGCCAAAUCUGUCCCGACACCUAAAGUUUAUUCAAGUGAGGGUCAUUCUCUCAACAAGUUCUCUUUUGGCGCCAAGUCUGUCUCUAUUCAAUCUUUCAUUGAUGAGAGGAAGUGUGAGACUGUUGUUGAGAAAUCAUCUCCUGAAGUCCAGCAGCAAAUCCCCAAUUUGAAUGAAGCUUCUCCUUUUGUUUCUGGUGUUGUUAGUGUUGGGGGUUUUCACAACCCAGUAGUUUUAUCUAGUUCAUCUCCAGCUCCUAAAGUGUGUGAUGAGGGCGUGGUAAAUGAGGCAAAUGUUGAAGCUGCAAUUCCAGUGGCGGUUUUAUCUUCUAUAAAAAGUCCUUCUCAUUCUAUAGGUCCGAGCUCUUCUUUUCUCUUAUUUAAAUUCUUGUAUUCUUCAUUUUCCUUUUUAUUUGUGUCUUGUUUAUUUUUUUCUUCACCUGUGCUUGUAUCUUCUCUUUUUGUAGGUAUAUCCCCUUCAACGACGCGGUGUGCAAUUCCUGUUGUUGGUUCUACUAUGGAGCCCUUAGGUCCUUUGUGUGUUUAUUUAUUUUUCUUGGUAUAGUUUGAUAUUGUUUUGAAACAAUUUCUGUAACUCACCCUCUUGUUUUGUGUUUUGUGUAGCUGGUCUUAUUAAGAAAUGCGAACCCAAGGCCGAUGAUAAUGGUUUUCAAAGACCCACUUUUGCUCAGUUAAAUCGCACUCUUGGUGUUCAAUCUAAUGGCGAUGUUACCAAUGGUGAGCCCAAUGUUAAAGAGGUCGAUAAUUCUUUUGGAGAACCGUCCCCUCUGGUUCCUAUUCACUUGUCGCAGCGUUUCCAUAAUGCGGUUGCAAGUUGUUUGUGGUCCCUGAUGACGAGGGGGUUUGUUUGUCCAGGUCGAACGGGCAAGAUGUUUACCCGACCCGUUUAGAGGUUCGUUUUUUGCUUUCUGGUGAUUUUCCUGCUAGUACAGGUGUAAUCUGUUGAUUGGACAGAAAAUUUGACUGUUUUUGAAUUGAAAAACAGUCAGA